AUCAUACAUAUCAACAUCAACAUGGCCCAAAGACUCAAGAUUGCUGUUGCUGGUCUCGGUCGUAUGGGCGCUCGCCACGCCAUUAAUUUCCUUUACCGUACCCCUCGUGCAGAGCUUGUAGCCGCCUUCACUCCCGAUCCAAAAGAGCUCACCUGGGCUAGGGUCAACCUGGAGCCUUAUGGAGUCAAACUCUACAAUGACUACGACGAGAUGAUUAAGCAGGAGGGUCUGCAGGCUGUGGUCAUCAGCACCGCUACGUCGGUCCACGCGGAGGGAGCCAUCAAAGCCAUGCACCAGGGCUUGCAUGUUCUCUGUGAAAAGCCUCUGUCCACAAGCAUUCCAGUCUGCUCAUGGCUGAAAUCUCGAAGUGCNAAACAAGUCUUGGAUGAAGCACUCAAGCACCCCCACCUGAAGGUCAUGUGUGGAUUCUCUCGCCGGUUCGAUGAGUCCUACCGCGAUGCAUGGGAAAAGAUGGAUAGNGGGUUGAUCGGCCGACCGACCAUCAUCCGCAGCCAAACCUGCGACAAGCAUGACCCCAGCGGUUUCUUCGUCGAAUAUGCAGCAUGGUCUGGAGGUGUGUUUGUCGACAUGUCGGUUCAUGACAUUGACCUUGCCCUGUGGUUCUUCGGCGAUGACAUUCAAGUGAAGAGUGUUUCUGCAUACGGCGUACGAGCAGUUCAGCCCGAGCUGGCCAAAUACAACGACUAUGACAAUGCCAUAGGCAUCGUCGAAUUCUGGAAUGGCAGAGUUGCCAACUUCUACUGCUCGAGAAUGAUGGCGCACGGUCAAGAGGAUGUGACAGAGAUUAUCGGUACCGAAGGCAAGUUGACUGUCAACGGCAACCCUCAGAAGAAUCUGGUCAACUACUACGGGCCGCAAGGAGUGACCAGAGAAGUUCCAGCACACUACUAUGGCCGCUUCGAACAGGCCUUUGUAGGAGAAGCCAAUGAGUUUGUCGCCGCUUGUCUGGACGACACUAAGCUUCCAUUGAAGCUACGCAACGCUGUCAAGGCGGUAGAAAUCGGUGCCUUGUUGCAGGAAGCUCUGGUCAAAGGCACCCAAAUUCGUCUGAACGAGGCUGGACAACGUAUAUCAGAUAGGCCAACUCCCAAGCUGUAG
Messenger RNA from Aureobasidium uvarum, 1119 nucleotides. The record is from the annotation of a GenBank genome assembly. Lineage: Eukaryota; Fungi; Ascomycota; Dothideomycetes; Dothideales; Saccotheciaceae.